Messenger RNA from Drosophila subpulchrella, 762 nucleotides. Its product is annotated as membrane-associated progesterone receptor component 2. Bases 117 to 698 code for a protein of 193 amino acids. Gene Ontology annotation, cellular component: membrane; endomembrane system. The record is from RefSeq and is a predicted model, not a curated record. The transcript has a single exon. Lineage: Eukaryota; Metazoa; Arthropoda; Insecta; Diptera; Drosophilidae.
UUCAUUAAUCCGAAUCCAGUCAACACAAGUCAAUUUACUUGGGAGUACUCGGGGAAACUUGAAUAUAGUUUUAAUCGUUUUCUUGUUCAAUUCAGACUAGAUUUCAAGACUUCAGGAUGGCGGGCAGCUCCAGGGCUAUGGACCAGAGCACCAACUGGUACUCCAGCUUCUACAACUCCAUCAAGCAGACGCCCAUCAAUUUUGCCCUGGUGAUUGUAUCGACCAUCGUGUUCUUCAAGGUCGCCCGACUUACCCGGCGUCGUUGUCAAAAUCGUGGAAAGAAACAGAAAGUGGAUGUGGGGCUUCCACCUCUACGAAAGGAUUUUACGGUUUACGAACUUAGCGAAUACGACGGAUUCCGGGAAGAUGGCCGCAUCCUAGUGGCCAUCAACUUCAAUGUCUACGAUGUAUCGCGUGCCGUACACUACUACGGACCAGAAGGCGUUUAUCCAACCUAUGCCGGGCGGGACAUAUCUCGGAACUUGAUACAUUUUUCGGUAGACUUGAAUAAUAGCAUGAAAUUCGAUGAUCUAAGCGACCUUUCGAUCAGCCAAAUGAACACCUUGAGGGAGUGGGACCAGCAGUACAAGGAGAAGUACCCACUUGUUGGAAAACUUCUGCGCCCAGGAGAGCAACCAUCAAACUAUACCGAUGAGGAGGAUUUCGAGUCGGAGCCAGAGGUUCAGCAAAUGGAAUGAAGAGGAUGACCGUUUCAGUUGUGUAAUAUUAUUUGCUAACAAAUAAAGCUCAACGGAACCCCUA